Molossus molossus (Pallas's mastiff bat) is the source of this 3633-nucleotide messenger RNA. RefSeq names its product N-acetyltransferase domain containing 1 (gene NATD1). The record is from RefSeq and is a predicted model, not a curated record. NCBI's taxonomy places the organism in Eukaryota, Metazoa, Chordata, Mammalia, Chiroptera, Molossidae. The coding region runs from base 33 to 374 and encodes 113 amino acids. The transcript is spliced from 3 exons.
GCCCCGCGCCCGUCUGCACGCGCCCCGCGCACAUGGCGCACCCGCCGGCCGCCGUGCCGCUGGGCGCGCUGGAGCAGGGCUGCCCGAUCCGCGUGGAGCACGACCGCCAGCGCCGCCAGUUCACCGUCCGGCUCAACGGGUGUCACGACCGGGCCGUCCUGCUCUAUGAGUACGUGGGCAAGCGGAUUGUGGACCUGCAGCACACCGAGGUCCCUGAUGCUUACCGCGGGCGCAGCAUCGCCAAGCACCUCGCCAAGGCUGCCCUGGACUUCGUGGUGGAGGAGGAUCUGAAGGCCCACCUCACGUGCUGGUACAUCCAGAAGUACGUCAAGGAGAACCCCCUGCCGCAGUACCUGGAGCGCCUGCAGCCGUGAGCCUGGUGUGCAGGGCGGGGUGCCCCUGCACCCCUCCUUCACAGCCCGGCCCUCGCGUGCUCUCAGGAAACCCGGUCCCCUGGGGCUGGCACCGAGAUUUUCGUCAGGAUGCCCACCUGCGGCCCCUGGAGGUUGCUGGCCAAGGAUGCAGAGGUCCUACAACUGUGGCCAGGGCGGCCGGGCAGCUCAGCCCUGCGGACACCAGCCAGCACCCCAGAGGACUGUGCAGCCUGCGAGGGCCUGCGGCCGGGGCUGGAACAUGGGCGGGGUGUCCCUGUGGCCAGUCCGGGUCCCAGUUCCAGUCCCUGCUCUGAUUGGCAGGGGCUGCCUUGGCACCCUCCACCCCCGUGGCCUCUGCGUCCGUGUCCUACUUGCAGAUGAGGAGACUGGUCCUGAGUCCAGAGGAGCAAUAAGAAACUGUGCCAACUCCUGAGGGGCACAGCGCCAAGACACUGCUGCCAGCGCGGCCCUUCUCUUCCUCCAGCUGCCUUCCCUGGCCGGCUCUGCAGGGAACCAGGGUGCCCGUGGCCGGCCCCCAAUCUGCAGCAUCACAGGGCCCCGCCUCCCUGGCCCCUUGGCCGCCGUGUGGGUGAGCCUUCUCAGAAAGGACCCUUUGGGGCUGAGAUGGGAGGGAGGCAGGCUGUCUUCAAAAACCAUCCUCACCACCCAAAGAAUGAGACAUUUGUGGCCACCAGACGCAGGGCAUCUUCCGUGGUGAGCUGGUGGCUGGGCGUGGCCUGUGGCCUGUCUGCGGUCCCUGGGCCCCUGCUGCUCAUGGCCCAGGAGACAUACCCUAGCACCUUUGCUCAGUACCCAACCUCUCUGUGGGCUUCCUUUUCGGGGCUGGUUCGGGCUCAAAAUCCUGCCUUCCACUACCCUGCUCCCCACAGGUCAAACCUACACCUGCUCCUCUGUGGGGCUGGAGGGGAACCCAGGGGUCAGAGUCCCUCUGGGGCUGAGACCAGUGAACAGAUUCCCUGAAAGGGACAUGACCCCUCCAGGCCUCGGCCAUUGCUACUCACCUCUGUUCCCGGUCUCAGCACCAACUCCCCAGCACCUCUGCGGCAGCUCAGGGGCUCCCCAGACAUCUGUACACGGACACCUCGGCGCUCAGUGCCAGGAACAGCACUGCACACGCCCACUCUGGGCUCCAGGACGUCCCAGGAUGCUGAGGGCAACCUUCCCACUGUGCCCCCAACUCUGCGUGGUGUGACUGUGAGGGACAGGGACGCCCCCGGGCCCCCACCGGCUGGGAGUCUCGGGCCAGAAGGGGAUAGCUGGCUGGAGGUGGGCUCAGUGGCUGGGUCCCUUGCAGGCCUGGGAGUGGACAGACAGGCCAGCCUAGUGGGUGGUCUUCCUCCCACCCUCCCUCCCUGGCCAUCCCUACCCACUCACACACGUCUCCCCAAGCUGAAGCACAGACUCUGUUAGGAAACUCCAGUGGCUCAGAAGCUGGUGCGUGUCCCUCUGCAGCCUGUGGGGUGAGGGUGCCUUACACGGGGCUCUAGGACGAACGGUGUGGAGCAGGGGGCCGGGAGCACCAGAAAGGACUUGUCUCUGUCCCCACUGCCCCGGCCUGAGCCCGCGUUCUUGCAGCAGGUGGCUCACUGUACCUGGGCCAGCAUGUGAACAAAAUGUAUUCAAUGAUCCAGGACCUGCUCAGGGUCUGGGGCGGGGCUGGGUGAGUUGUGCAGCCUUGGACCCAGGGACAGCCUGUCCCCAGUUCCUGUGGGUGUGACCUGGCCUCCGCCACCCGGCUGCCCUCAGGCUGCAGUAGUGGCCUGACGGGCAGGCUGGGGACCAGCAGACCCUGGCUCGGAGCCCUCAGCCAGCACAGCCGGUUUGCCACGGCUGGCCUGCCUCUGGUGCUCCCCCCCCACCCCGUGUCUGGCAUCUCAGCGUCUCCCUGACCUGUGCCAUGAGCCCUUGCUCUAGAGGGGGGCAGCCCCCCGACCCCUUCAGCAGGCUGCCCGAAGACCCUGUGUUCUGUCCCAUCUCACUGGAUUUCCUGACUUGCCCAGUCAUGUGCCUUUUCUACUCAGGACCUGCUCCAGGCGAGGCCAGGCCUCCCUCAGUUAUUCCUCAAGCUGCUGGACAGACCGCAGGACGCCCAUCUCAGCGAGAGCCAUGCCCACGCACGGCAGGAUGCCCGGGAGGUCCGCGGGGCCUGAGGAAGGACAGGGAAGGUGGGCUUGGUGGGCGGUCUCCGCGCUUCCACCCACUUCUGCAGUCUAGUUGGCAGCACAGCCUGUUUCCAGGUAGGGAAACUGAGGCUGAGAGACGCCAAGGUCCCGCAGCGAGACGGCGGUGCCAGCGUGCCUUCCAGGCCCUUCCCUGCCAGCCGGCUCCAAGGCCACCGCCAUGCUCUCCACUGGGCUCCCACACCUGCAGGGUGCGGGAAGGGUUCACCUGGAAGAGGGUGCGCUCAUGUGACCUCACGUCUUGGAAGUGGCUCCCCCCCACGAAAAACCUCUUGGGGAGGGAGGUGGGGCACGUCACAAAGGGCCUCAAAGCAGGACCAGGGGAGUCCUGGCCGGUGGCCCCGUGAGUGGAGCAGCUAUCUUCUGCACCGAGAGGCCACCAGCUCCAUCCCUGGUCGGGGCUCAACAGGUUAAGGGUUCGCAGCCCUACAGUUAUCUUCCCUCUAGAGGGAGGGGCUCCUUGCUGAGCAGGAUGUUUUCCUUCUAAUUCCCGCCCUGGGAUUGCAACGCUGCCCCCAGGCCCCAGAGGAAGAGGGGGCACCGCCGACGCUGGGCCCUUUGCGGUCUCUGGCUAUACUCUGAGCUCGGACAUGCCAGUCAGGCCUGUCUGAUAGAGAAGAGGGAGGCUCGGCGGCUGGAGGAGAGCUUCCUGCCCUCUGUGAGCUUGUGCCCUUGUGUGCCCUGAGGUCCUACCCACGUAGGUGACGGGUGGCCCUUCUGUGAGCCCCCUGCCCAUCUGGGAGGCGGAGGUGGGUCCUGUUCUGAGCUGGGAGGUGCUGGCUCAUGGGGGUGCCUGGCAGAUGUCAGGAGGACACUGCCUGGCUGGACAGUUGAUGGCAUGUCCACCCACACACGUGUUCCUUCAGUUCAGGAGUCUGAUUCGCCGAAGUCCACCCAAAUGUCCCCUCUACUGUUCUCAGGGCCCCACUUUUCCCAAGUUGACACCCCACAAUUUAUACGAGAGGGCGCGCCAAUGCCGCCUGCAGGAUCAAAUUCUGGGUUAUGUUUUCAGUUUCGUUCUCACAGCUACAGGACAUUAAAGAGGUUCUUUUCUGGCU